AUGACAAAAGGCAAACAUGCAAAUAUGAUUGAUGUAUCAACGAUUGUACAUAAUCAUUUGCUUAAGGAACUCGAAUUAGAAUGUAACUUUUUCGAGCAUACAUUAACAAUGGAACAACUUAGUGAUCUUCAUCCAUUAUCACGAAUAAACUUAGAACAUCCAGAAUGCAGUAAAGGUUUAAAUAAGGAUGAAGCUGCUAGCCGUUUGGUAACGGAUGGACGUAAUGUUGUAUUCGCUGUUACUGGUCGAACAACAACAAAAUUAUUGUUGAAGCAAUUUUCUCAUACAUUUCGAUUAAUGUUAUUAACUGCUGCACUUACCUGUUUUAUCAUUUAUGCAUUGGAUACAACACGAUUUAUUGAAAUUUAUCUUGGAAUUGCUCUAAUUGUUAUAUUUUUUAUCCUCUGUGGUGUUAGUUAUUGGCAAGAACAACAUGCAAAAAAGAAUAUGCAAUGCUUUCAAUCAAUGAUGACAACAUAUUGUUAUGUUGUUCGAGCUGCUGAACGUAUACGUAUUAAUGUUUCUGAUGUUGUCAUUGGUGACAUCGUCUAUCUCUGUCCUGGCUCUCGUGUACCAGCUGAUUUACGAUUAAUUUAUACGGAUGAAUUAAAAUUGGAUACAUCAUGGAUAACAGGUGAAUUGGAACCACUUGAUUUUUGUGAUACUACGGUACCAAAAAAUGUAACAGCUUUAGGUGCACAAAAUAUUGCACUUAAUGGUUGCUUAUGCACCAAUGGUACCGGAUAUGGUGUAGCUAUUAGGACAGGUGAUAGAACGAUAAUUGGUAAAAUUGCACGUGUAACAAGUAAACAAAAAGGUGAACCAACACGUUUAGAAUUAGAGCAUAAACGUUUCGUUAAUUUUAUUUCAACAUUAGCUAUUACAAUGGCUACGAUUACAUUUGUUAUUGGCUUAUUGCUUACAAAUUUUCAACAUCUUAUAAAUACAUUUGUAAAUGGUUUCCUUGUUAUUAUUAUUGCAAAUAUUCCACAAGGUCUUCCAAUUACACUUGGUGCAGCAUUAGCAAUUGUUGCACGACGUUUAGCUAAACAAAAUAUAUUUAUGAAACGAUUAGAUGUGGUGGAAACAUUAGGUACAGCAACAGUGGUAAUGUGUGAUAAGACGGGUAUCUUUACCUUAAAUGAUAUUACCGUUUCUGAUUUAUGGUACCAGUUACAUUACUUUAAAGGUAUAGAUGAACUGAAAGCUAAACGAAAGCAUUUAUCAGUAACUGAUUUAUCAGUACCAUUAUCAGAAUGUAAUAACGAUACUUUGGUAGCAUUACUAACUGUUAUGUCAAUAUGCAAUAAAGCGCAUUUGGAACCGUUAAAUUCACGUGGUAUUUAUGCGUGGCAUAUGGUUAAUAAACUUUCACGUGCAAGUAAUACCAUUACGAUACAAUCACUAUUGGAUGGAAAGGUAUCACGUGGAAAAAUAUCAGAUGCUGAAGUUGAACGUACAGUACGAUCAGCUUUUCAUCAUAAAGUAAUUACUGGAAGUGAAAAUGAGGUUGCACUACUGAAAUACGUCGAAGAACUAGCAAAUGGUGAAAGAAUUCGACGCAAUUAUGAAAUUAUUUUUGAAGUACCAUUUAAUAGACAGCGACGCUUUCAAAUGGUAAUCGUUCGUCAACGAUCUAAAAAUGAUUCCACAAAUAAUGGUAAUACAAAAUUGUAUUUUCUUGUCAAAGGUGCUCCCGAAGAAUUAUUUGCUCAUUGUAAAUUGUUAGCUACCGAAGAUGGUUGUAUUAAAAUAUCGGAUGAUUUUAUUGCUCAAUUCUCGGAAGCUUAUACCAAGUACGGUAAUGAAGGAAAGAGUUGUAUUGCAUUUGCAAUAGCAGAAUUUGAAGAAUUAAAUUUAAUUGAAUAUUCUGGAUCAUGGGAUGGCUUAAAUCGAUUAAAUUUAUGCUUUCUUGGUAUGGUAGCUAUGUAUGAUCCACCACGAGAUACAGCACUGGAAUCAUUGCAAACAAUGAAAAAUGCAGGUGUAAAAUGUUUUAUGGUUACCGGUGAUCAUCCAUCAACAGCUGCUGCAGUUGCCGGACAUUUCGGCUUAGCCGUACCACGUGCAUCUAUUGUUUCAUUGAAUACGGAAAUGGAAAAGAAAUCAAAUUUGCUAUCAGUAAUUCAUUGUGAAAUGAUUGAUACAUUAAGCGAGCAAUUAUGGGAUGAUAUAUUGAAACAGGAAUUUGUUGUAUUUGCUCGUGCCACACCUUCUCAUAAAUUAAUUAUCGUUAAGGAAUGUCGUCGUCGAGGUGAAGUUGUAGCAGUUACUGGUGAUGGUGUCUUAGAUGCACCAGCAUUAAAGGAAGCUAAUGUUGGUAUAGCUAUGGAAGCCGUUGAAAGUGAUGUUAAACAUAUUGUUAAAAGCAUCAAGGAAGGUCGAUUGCUAUAUGCAAAUUUGAAGAAAACAAUAGCAUAUACAUUAGCUCAUAUGGUACCUGAAUUAUGUGCUGUUAUGCUAGCAUUUGCUAUUGGUUUUCCAAUUGGUCUAAGUAGUUUACAGGUUCUUUCAAUAGAUUUAAUCACGGAGAUACCACCAUCAAUAGCACUUACAUAUGAAGCUGGUGAAAAGGAUAUCAUGUGUAGACCACCAAGAAAACUAACUGCUCGACUUGUGUCAAAAGCACUUCUUGUUUAUUCAUAUAUUUUUGUUGGUAGUAUUAUAUCAGUUGGAUGUUUUAUUGCAUAUUUAUUCGUUUUUUGGUUCUAUGAAAUAAGUCUAGGUGAUUUAUUUCAUUCAAAUAUUAAGCAUUGGCGACCAAAUGCUGAAAUGUUGUCAACUACAACCGGGAAGCAUUAUACAGCUGAAAUGCAAAUGCUUAUUCAUGGUCAAGCAAAAGCUGCAUGGCAUAUUACAUUAGUUAUGUCGCAGGUGUUUCAUUUUUGGCUUUGCACAACGAGAAGAAUCUCCGUUUUCAAACAUGGCACGCAAAAUAUUGCAGCAGUUCUUGCAUUACUUAUUGAAAUUUGCAUUCUCAAUUUUAUGAUUUAUAUGCCAGGUGUGCAACAUUGGCUUAGUGUUACUCAUCCACCAGCAUUUGUUUGGCUAUUUUGUUUACCUGUUGGUAUUAUUCUUAUUAUUUUCAAUGAGACUCGGAAAUGGCUCAUUAGACGCUAUCCAACCAGUAAUAUUAUACGAGCAUUAAAAUGGUAG
Messenger RNA from Brugia malayi, 3156 nucleotides. RefSeq names its product haloacid dehalogenase-like hydrolase family protein. Bases 1 to 3156 code for a protein of 1051 amino acids. The transcript has 20 exons. Gene Ontology annotation, cellular component: membrane. Lineage: Eukaryota; Metazoa; Nematoda; Chromadorea; Rhabditida; Onchocercidae. The record is from RefSeq and is a predicted model, not a curated record. Gene Ontology annotation, molecular function: ATP hydrolysis activity; P-type sodium:potassium-exchanging transporter activity; ATP binding. Gene Ontology annotation, biological process: intracellular sodium ion homeostasis; sodium ion export across plasma membrane; intracellular potassium ion homeostasis.